CCGCGGGGGGGAUGUCGCGGCCCGGGCCCCGAGCGCCGCCCCGGCCCCGGGGCUGAGCUCCGGACCAUGUCCUCCCGCAGCCCCCGGCCCCCGCCCCGCCGCUGCCGCCGCCGCCUGCCGCGCCCCUCCUGCUGUUGCUGCUGCUGCCGCCGCUCACACCUCAACGAGGACACGGGCCGCUUCGUACUGCUGGCGGCGCUCAUCGGCCUCUACCUGGUGGCGGGCGCCACCGUCUUCUCGGCACUCGAGAGUCCGGGCGAGGCGGAGGCACGGGCGCGCUGGGGCGCCACGCUGCGCAACUUCAGCGCGGCGCACGGCGUGGCCGAGCCGGAGCUGCGCGCCUUCCUCCGGCACUACGAGGCCGCGCUGGCAGCCGGCGUCCGAGCCGAUGCGCUGCGCCCGCGCUGGGACUUCCCUGGCGCCUUCUACUUCGUGGGCACAGUGGUGUCGACCAUAGGUUUCGGCAUGACCACCCCCGCCACGGUGGGCGGGAAGGCCUUCCUCAUCGCCUAUGGGCUGUUCGGCUGCGCCGGGACCAUCCUGUUCUUCAACCUCUUCCUGGAGCGCAUCAUCUCGCUGCUGGCCUUCAUCAUGCGCGCCUGCCGGGAGCGCCAGCUGCGCCGGAGCGGCUUGCUGCCCGCCACCUUCCGCCGCGGCUCCGCGCUCUCGGAGGCCGACUGCCUGGCAGGCUGGAAGCCCUCGGUGUACCACGUGCUGCUGAUCCUGGGCCUGUUCGCCGUGCUGCUGUCUUGCUGCGCCUCGGCCAUGUACACCAGCGUGGAGGGCUGGGACUACGUGGACUCACUCUACUUCUGCUUCGUCACCUUCAGCACCAUCGGCUUCGGGGACCUGGUGAGCAGCCAGCACGCCGCCUACCGGAACCAGGGGCUCUACCGCCUGGGCAACUUCCUCUUCAUCCUGCUCGGCGUGUGCUGCAUCUACUCGCUCUUCAACGUCAUCUCCAUCCUCAUCAAGCAGGUGCUCAACUGGAUGCUGCGCAAGCUGAGCUGCCGCUGCUGCGCGCGCUGCUGCCCCGCGCCCGGCGCGCCCCUGGCCCGGCGCAACGCCAUCACCCCGGGCUCCCGGCUGCGCCGCCGCCUGGCCGCACUCGGCGCCGACCCCGCGGCCCGCGACAGCGACGCCGAGGGCCGCCGCCUGUCGGGCGAGCUCAUCUCCAUGCGCGACCUCACGGCGUCCAACAAGGUGUCGCUGGCGCUGCUGCAGAAGCAGCUGUCGGAGACGGCCAACGGCUACCCGCGCAGCGUGUGCGUCAACACGCGCCAGAACGGCUUCUCGGGCGGCGUGGGCGCGCUGGGCAUCAUGAACAACCGCCUGGCCGAGACCAGCGCCUCCAGGUAGAGGCGCAACCUGUCGCGCCACGGACCCUCAAGCAGGCUGGCGUGCAGCCGGGCGGCGUUUGCCCUCCUCUCAGACGCUGGCGCUUUCUUAACCUUUAUCCAAUAAAAUAAAACCAAAAAAAAAAAAAAAAAUUUUUUUUUUUUAAAGAAAUACUAUUUGGCCAGGCCUGAUGUUAUCAAGGGCAGGUUUUGGGGGAGCCUGUUAUUCUUGUGGGUCCCCUUCUUGGAGAACCGUGGUCCCCAGCAGAUUCUCCUCCGG
Messenger RNA from Dama dama (fallow deer), 1617 nucleotides. RefSeq names its product potassium two pore domain channel subfamily K member 12 (gene KCNK12). The record is from RefSeq and is a predicted model, not a curated record. The coding region runs from base 67 to 1359 and encodes 430 amino acids. NCBI's taxonomy places the organism in Eukaryota, Metazoa, Chordata, Mammalia, Artiodactyla, Cervidae. Gene Ontology annotation, cellular component: membrane. Gene Ontology annotation, biological process: potassium ion transmembrane transport; stabilization of membrane potential. The transcript has 2 exons. Gene Ontology annotation, molecular function: potassium ion leak channel activity.